Molecule: messenger RNA, 2031 nt
Organism: Trichomonas vaginalis G3
Lineage: Eukaryota; Parabasalia; Trichomonadida; Trichomonadidae
Product: DNAJ-like protein subfamily C member 7 family
Exons: 1
Coding region: 1-2031 (676 amino acids)
Biological process (GO): cilium movement; inner dynein arm assembly; outer dynein arm assembly
Molecular function (GO): protein binding
Source: RefSeq, a predicted model, not a curated record
AUGAAUGAUUAUAAGCGAUUUGUUGAACAAGGAAAUACGUUUUGCUAUCAACGAGAAUAUAGCAAAGCUAUAGCUGCAUAUACAUCUGCAAUUCAAUUAAAUCCACAUCCUUCUGCUCUUGCUAUUAUCUAUGAAAAUAGAGCAUAUUGUUACAUUAAACUUGAAAUGCUUCAUAAAGCAAAAGCAGAUAUGCUUGCUGCUCAAGAUAUGAAUGCGGCUAAUUUUAUUACACCUACUACUCAAGUUUCAGAAAUUUAUGAAGAUUCAUUUUUCCACAAGACAUAUGUACCACCAAAAAUACAAAAUGCUUUCAUGCAUCUACAACACUUAGCAUCUCUUCAUUAUUUAACUACAAAUUCAGAAAAAAUUGACGAAAGUGAUGAAAAUAAGAAAAAUAUCUUAACAAUCCGAGGUGAUGCAUUUGCAGAAAGUCAGCAGUACAAGGAAGCCGUUUUAGAUUAUACAAAUGCGCGUAAAUAUAACGAUGAUCCAAAUUUUUUAGCUUCAUUAGCUUAUUUUGCAGUUCUUUCAAAUCAAACAGAAUUAGCGCAAGAAACAAUUAAACAGUGCAAGGAAAAGAAUGUUCAAUGUCAUCUUGCUGAAGGAGUUUUAGAUUUAAUAAAUUUCAAAUAUAAAUCGGCAUACGAACACUUUGAUCAGCUUGAUGGAGUUAAUGACGCGUAUAAAUACAAAACUUACAUACAUUAUGCAUUCGGAAACGUAAGCAAAGCGUAUUCUUGUUCAAGAAACUGUUUUUCUCAAGACGGAAUCUUUGUUUACACACAACAUUGUUUAAGAAUUAUUACAUCUAACGAUUUACCGUCCUAUUUUAAUGGAAAAAACGGAAGUUAUACAUUGGCCAAUUUUUUGAUUGCCGGAAUUUACAAAUCCUUAGCAUCCCCGAUCGAGGAAGUCCCCGUAGAUUUAUAUAUACCCCAUGAUGUCCUUAUGAAUCCCAAUACCUUCGCAGAUCUUUCACUUCCUGAAGCGAAAUUCCCAGAUAACUUCGUAGAUAGUGCCACAGAACAGUCAGAAGUAGAUUUAUUGAUAAGAAUAGCAGCAAAGAUUCAUAUCUCAGCCGCUCCAGGUAAAAGAGAACGAGUUUGUUGUGGAUUAGCUCUAAUUCAAGUUGUUCAAAUGUUAUUAUCCCAAAAAGUAACAUUAGCAACAUGUGUUGCACAGAUAUGUCAUUGGCUGAGGCUCAGUGAUCCAACAUCUUUCCUUGAUUACAGGAAAAACGAACCAUUAAAGAUAUUUUUACACAAUGGUUCAUUUGACACUGUUUUAGAUUGUUAUUCCAGUUCUGUGUUCAAUUUCCUAAAGAACAGGCUUCAGAAGCCAUUUGGAAGCACUCUUCCUCUACGUCAAGGCCAGAAAGACCUCGGAACAGCCAUGGAAAGCGCAGAGUGUCCUGAUGAUUUAAGUGAUAUUUUCAAAAACCAAAUUGAUAUUUCUGUUUCUGAGACUGUUUCGAUCUUUUAUUCGAGGGAUAUAUAUGGAUAUAACUUCGGACUAAGUGUGCAACCUCCUUCUCCUUCAAUGAUGAUGAAUCUUGAUGUGAUUUGGUGUGGUUUAUUAUCAAUGAUUUCGUCAAGAAAUGUUUCGAAAGAAUCAACAGCAAAAUUCGUUGAAAAAGCAACAGAAUUUCUGUUUUCUUGGAUGUUUUCAAGCCCUCUGAUGACAAUGAAUGAUGUUGUUGGUGCUAUCCUGUUUAGAGCUUUGAUGUGGGCAUUCUUUGGUGCAGAUGUUAUCAAAGAAACUCCAGAACCAAUUGUGAUGCACGUUGACGCUGUUUUGACAAAUUUCGCACCUUUGUAUCAGAUGUACAUGUUGCCUCAUAUAAAGAUUUCUAGCGAGGGACAGACAGUUGAUAGGCUUCCUUCUGUGCUGCAGGCGUUUCCAAGCUACGUUCAUAGAAUUAGAUCUCUUUUAAACAUAGGAAGUGAAGAGAUUCCUGAGACCUUUGAUUUCAGGAAGGCAAUUCAACCUGUUUAUUGCACAGGACCACUUGGAUCAGCAAUGGAUAUAUAG